UAACCGCCGGCGUAUGUGACGUCAGGUUCAUUCGCCCCCCAUGUCAAGAAGAUACCAGCGGUAGGCAAGGAAACAUGUUGUUAAAAGAAUUUCGAAUUGUUCUGCCUAUGACAGUAGAGGAGUAUCAAGUUGCUCAACUCUACUCUGUGGCAGAAGCCAGCAAGAAUGAGACAGGUGGUGGAGAAGGCAUUGAAGUGCUGAAAAACGAGCCGUUUGAUGCAGAUAAUGCACCACCGGACAGUCCGAUGAAGUCUGCAUAUGGAACCUAUACAACUGGGCAGUUCACACACAAAAUAUACCAUUUACAGAGUAAAGUUCCUGGGUGGAUUCGGUUUUUAGCACCAAAAGGUUCUUUAGAAAUUCAUGAAAAAGCAUGGAAUGCUUACCCUUACUGCAGGACAGUAAUAAACAAUCCUGAUUAUAUGAAAGAAAAUUUUUACAUUAUCAUUGAAUCCAUGCAUUAUGAAGAUCGUGGUGAGACAGAGAAUAUACAUGAUCUGGAUAAUGAAGAUUUGAAGAAAAGGCAGGUUGUAAAUAUCGAUAUAGCACAUGAUCCUGUAAGAAGAGGGGACUACAAGGAGGAGUGGGAUCCGACUAAGUUUAAAUCGACGAAGACAGAUAGGGGAGCAUUAACAGGGCCAGACUGGAAGACUUCUGUCCGCCCAGUCAUGUGUUCAUACAAACUGGUUCGCUGUUACUUCAAGUGGUUUGGAUUGCAGAACAGAGUAGAAAAAUUCAUAAUGACGCAAGAACAGCGACUGUUCUUCAAUUUCCAUCGACAAGUGUUUUGCUGGACAGACAAGUGGUACGGCUUGACCAUGGAAGAUAUACGAAAAAUAGAAGAAGAAACCAAAAAGCAGCUAGAUGAGGCGAGACUACAGGGAGGUGUGAAAGGCACAACUGCAUCUGACGAUGAUUAGUAUGGGUGUGUCACAACCCGAUACACACAUUCAUACUGGAACAAAACUCUCACAUUAAACGUACAAGUGACUCAGUCGUAGUAAUUUUAAUGUCUCCAUUUGUACAAGACCGAUGCAUAGAUGUUGUUCUCACACACCUCGGACGUGUGACAUUUACCACAAAUCACGAGUUUAAUUCAUGGUUUCUUUUAGCUUUGUUAGGUCAAUAGAUGUUAUUGUAUAUUGGAUACGUUUUGACCAUUGACUUUAGAAUGCAGUUGGAAUAAGUGAUUUUUUCUAGUUUGAUUUGGUCGAAAGAUGAAUGCUCCCUUCACAUCGUGCUAUCUCAUUCUUACUAGCAAUAUGUUAUAUUUUAUUUAUUCUGCUUUGUUGUGUUACGUUUUAAAUGUAUUUUGUUUGGAGGAGCAAGUGUGGGAACUAUUCAUCGGUUGACCAGUCAAUAUUUGGUUAAAUACACACUAUCAACCCUAAUCAUGUGACAACCUGUCUUGAGAGGGCACUUGUCUAAUAAAAGCCAAUUUUUAAUACUCCGAGAUGUCUGUAUAACUAAUUUCGUCUUUAGGUUACACAAAUUGUCAUUAGGUCAUUGAUUUUAUAACUAACUGUAGAACUGGUAGAAAACAUGACUUCUUACAGGAUUGCAGUAGCAUGUUUGACAUAGAUGUCAUGGGUUAGUGUACCAUACUACAUAUAAUCGGUCUUCUAUUCUGUAAGUCUGUCUGUCUUACAGUUAUGAAUCAUAGUGUUGGUUAAUUGUGAUUGUCUGUGGGAAAACCAGACCCAAGUCACCAAUAGGAAUUCAUGCAUAAUGUUAUUUUAUUUCUUGUAUUACCAGUAUUAAAGGCAGAGCAGAAUCGCAUUUACCUGUACAGUUACAACAUGAUACAGUUGUGAAAUAUGUUUGUAAAAUCUCAAUUUUAUUUGUUGUACUUUGGCAGGGUUUUCUCAUAGACGGUCACAAAUAUCAUGCAGAUUUAGUAAUGAUUUUUAAAACAAAUCCUAGCUAAUCGAGUUGAAUAAAAUGUAAUGUAACAAAUCUUACUGUUAGACUCUGUGUUGUGACCGAUCCCUCAAGAUUCAUUCUUGCUAUUUGUUGUGUGAUGGCACUUGCAUGGUAAGUAAUAUUUUGAGGACCAGUAAUAAAAAAUAUUGUUUAUAGGGCUUGGUGCAUUCAAAAUGUUUAUUUUGAUUUUCUUUAAAAUCUCUUAGACUUAUUUUAUUAUUGUAGCAACUUAGUCAUUCAAACACUAUCAACAUUUAUCACCCUUGUGUAUAUGAAUUCUUGUUCAAGAGUACCUCAUGUAGGUUAUAAUAUCUGCAGACAGCCAAUAUGGAUUUGUAUAUUUUUGAUUUGUAAUAAAAGAAUAUUGAAAAUAGGAGUUAACUGACAAACUACAAGUUGAUCAUUCAUAGGUGCUUGAUGUGUAUACAGUUUUAAAUUAAGUACUGAUAUGAUUUACAUUACCAGUGAAAGAAUGUUUAGUUGCUGGGUUUUUUAUAUACUAUUCUGUAAUCCUAGAUAUAUAAAUCAUGGGAGUUAGAUAGGUGAGAGCAGUUACUCACUAGGGAAGUGAACAUUUAUUGCUUAAAGCAGGUCAGUUAUACAUGUACUGUAUUGUGUUGCUGAGUGAGGCUGGAUAAUGGGCAGGGAUUGGUUUAGUGAGUGUAGCACUGACCACAAUUAUUGAUGUAAUGUUUCACCAUCUUUAUUCUGAAUAGAACAGCUGGAAAGGCCUGCUUUUGUUUUAUAUUUCAUUUAAUGUUUAUGAAAAACCCAGACCUUUCAGGGCAAAUCCAUGUCUAUAGUUAAUGAAUUAUACGAGUUAAUUAUGGAGUUGAUGUUGUUUGAGAGUAACCCAGUGGUGAUAUGUAGGUAGGGUUGUUGAACCUUACACUUGUCCCCAAAUAACAAAGCAAUACAUUUUAUAAAUAAAUCAACAUAAAAUUUAAUGUUUAACCCCACCCACCCCCCCAAAUUCAGAUGAGGUACAUUGUUAUAUGCACAAAUCAUAACUUAAGACAUUGCUAUGUCAUAAGAUAUUUUAAUUGGUAGGUUAACGGUUUUUCUGCUAGAACAUUUAAACAUUACCAGCUCACCAUGGAAAGGGGGCUGCUAAUGAAGAAAAUAUGUGAUGGCGGCCAAUUAUUUUAGUUCAGUCGGCCCAUUCAUUCCUCACCAAAUUUGUUUACUACAGACCCAGACUAUGCAUGCUUGUAAUUUUUAAUGGAUUCUGUUCAUGUUAAUGUGCUUCAGAGUGUACUUCAUGCUGAAACAACUUGCGAUUAACAUGACUAUUGUUAAUAAUGGCAGCGAUUGUGUGUAUUUUCUGUUAGUGUGUAUUUCCGUGUGUGAACUGCACAUUCCAACAUAUAUAUAAGCCACUGUAAAACCGUUAAGGCUUCUUGCUUUGUCUUAAUAUUUGAUUAUAUGUUCAGUUAAUGUUUGUACUGAAAUGUGUGUUGAGUGUUGCUGAAUAUUCAUAAAUAUCGCUACUGUAUGGCUUGAUUUCUAUUGCCUAGUAUGAAAUCUGGCAAAAUUUAAUUUUUUAAUUUUUAAUUUUUUAUUAUUUUUCAUUUUUAAAAAGGCUGAAUUCUAAUGUCUGUGCCAUUGUGUAUGAAUGUUGUUGAACCAGCCAUAGAAUGAUUGAAAUUAUAGCAUAGUUAAUUUUGCUUAAAAUAUCAAAACCGUUAUGCAUCCAAUUCCAAUAGUUUAGUUAUACUUAUGCAGUUAUGAAUACGGUUUUCCCCAUGUUAUUACAUUCACAUACAUUUGGAAUCUUUGCAUCUGAAGUCCCCAACAGGUAUGUGAUUAAUUUUUCUGAGUUAUCUGCCCAUUGUAUGAUGUAAUUAUAUCAGUUUCCCACUUUUAUGAUUAUAUCCACAAGAUGUUGAUUUGAAACACAAAACAUUGGUUUAUAUCAACCAUAUUAAGAUAUUGAAUCCAUUUUGUACUAAUUACCAUGCAUGUAACCUUUUUAUCAAAUGAGCUUUGUAUGUCGGUCUGCAUCCCCGUGUCUCCCCCUCCACAUCCACUAAGUUUGGAUUAAUGAGGGUUUUUUUUUGGGUAAAAUCACACUUCUACUGUUUUCAUGAUGUACAGUAGGUGUUUUGUAUAUCCAGUUGCUAGAACAAAAAUCUCUAUACACAAUGUUCAGGCUUGGUAGAUAAACUGUCUAUGAAUCUGUGAUUACAGUUUGUUUCAAAUUGAUGGUAAAAGCAUUUAACAGAACCUUGUCAGCUUAGCUGUCAUUGAAACAAUUUUAAAGUAGGAAAAAUGGAACAAAAGCAUUAAAUCAUUUGGAAUUAUUAGUCCUGCAUUAGUAGGGUGAGCAAUACCAAAUACAAAACUAAACCAUUUAAUAAUCACUUCCUUGUGUUUGAUCAUUCUAAACUUGUAUUUUAUGUAUUUACCCUCCUUUAAGAACAACAGGGUUUUGAGUGGCCGUCUUUUUAACAUAAAGUACAGUAUUGAUGUAACCAUGACGACAUGCAGUGUGUUAAUGCACAUUUUAUCUUUCUGUUGUGUAUUUGUGGACACUGGUCCAACAUUUGAUUCGGAGUAUCAUCACCAGAUAUAAAAGAAAACACCUUCAACAUAGUUUGAUAUAAUAAAAUAUAUACUAGUUUACCAAAAAUGUUGAUCUAUGUAAUUUGGUACUAAACCGGCAUACAAAAAAGAAUAACAUUUAUCAUAGAAAAUAUUUGUACCUAAUGUGACUGUAUAAUCGACAAUAAAUAUGUUUCCAUUCAUUGGCCUUGUUUAAUCAAAUACUUUUUAUGUUAUAAAUUGUUUUUUGGAAGGAGGGACUUUUGCAUUUAUUAAGCAUUACUGUAUUCCGGUGUAUACGGUAAGGUAAAUGUAAUGUUUCUGAAAAAAAUUUAAAAAAAGAGAAAAGAAAAGGCUAAGAUAUAAUUAUAAUGUGGAAGUUUAUACACAGUACUGCAUGAAUCUGGAAAUAAUUAGUUUAGUCUAUUAACACUACUUUGUCCUAGCUAUAAAGUUUUGUUUGUGGUGAUAAUAUAACAUGUUUGAAUUGGUGAGGACAGCCACCCCUUAGUACUAAUAACUUCAUGUACUACCAUCUAAUGAACUGGUUAUUAACUGCUUGCUGUUAGAUUGGGGUUAUUGUGGGGGGGUUUUGUGGUCGUGUUUUUAAAAGCAAUACUGCUGAUGGUUGUGCCAUCUUAUUUCAAUUUCUAAGCAUGUUCAUUUGAUGUAUCAAAUGGUUACUUCGUUGUGCCAUUCCCAACAAUUAGCAGUCUGUUAACUAUAAGCAGGCACUGAGAACAGAACAUUAUUUAUAUUCAUGUUCAGCAACAGUGCAAGAUCAAUAUACGUAUUGAUAUUAUUAUAUUGAUAUUAAUAUUGAUAAAUAUCUAAAUGUAGACAUAUGUUAUAGAGUAAUAUUCAGAACAGCAUACAACUUGUGAAAUUGACCGAAUAUUUAACAGAUUGCAAGAUGCAUAAUGGUUGGCUUUCCACCAAAAAGUAUUAAUUAUAAAAAUGUAAGAAUAUAUCUUCACCACAAGUAGCCUAAAUAAGAGGAGCAGUAAGUACAGAAGGAAUUGGGGUCUUAAAACACGGUCAACAAUGGCUUUUUUGUUUUUUCUUCUCUUUUUUUUUGGGGGGGGGGGGGGGGGGGAGAGGUGUAACUAGCAUCCUUGUAGCAUUUCCCUCCCUCUCUUGAUCACAUGUAGUCUUUAAGUGCAAUCAAGUGAUCUCAGACCACCAUGAUUGUGUUUGUGCGGUUUUAUAGAAUAGCCACGUAGACUUGUGUGCUUCCUUACCUCAGGCUAAAAAUAGCUCAAGCUUAAUUAACAAUUAAUUGUAUGCUUAUUUUGUUACAUAUUCAUAUUUGUAUGGUUUUAUUAUUUUAUUACUUGUAAGUGUGUUUUUUUUAGUGGGGUGGGAGGGUGAGUAAUCAACCCUUUUUUUUGGUGACAUUUGUUGGUAGUAAAUGCCAUUUUUAAUUAAGGAAACAUGAUUUUUGAUUUGAGUGUUUUUGGUUAUGGUUAACAUUGAAAUGUUUAUGGUCAGACAGUGAUAUCUUAACAUGACAUUGCAUUGUUUGUUUAUUUGUAGUAGUGAAUUUGCAUAAAUUUUUUUUAUGAACAUUAUAAACGCAAUUCAGUAUACACAAAUGAGUUGUCGGCACUGAAAACAUUGUAUUAAUAAUAGAGAAGAAAAACUUUAACUUUUUCUGUUUGACUGCAGGGUAAUAGUGAUGUUAUAUUUAUUUAGCUUUGGCUCAAUUAUUAAAACUGCAGUCAUGAGUUUGUUUCAUUAUAAUAUUUAACCACCUACAAUAGAUCAUCCCCAUUCUUCUUCCCAUGAUACAUAAUUCUUCAGUAACCUGUAGGUCACUUUUAAAUGUUUCAAUUCACCAUUCAAAAUGUGGAGCAUCAGUUUGUUUUGAUUUGUUUGUUAUUUAUUGAUAUAAAUCAUGGCAGUUAAAAAAAAUGAAAUCGCACAACUGAAUUAAAGCUAUAGUUGUGUUUGUAUAAAGCAUUACAAAACGGUGUCAACCCUUAUAUGACAGGGGGGUGGAUGAGAUUACAGCUUUUACUUUAAAUGGACAUCAUUUUACAAAUUAAAAUAUGUAGUGUUUGAAUAUACUAUUGUGUAAAAAACCAAUAUCUUAUUUGAAGUGUUAAUUAAAAACACCAAAUGAAAUACUCAACUAAACUGUAGUACCUUGCAUCUAUUUACAUACAUUAACUCCAUCUUACAGUGUUCAUGAACUUCUGGUCACCUGUAUUUAACAGAAAUAAUUAGGUCAAAUAUAAUUAUUUUAGAUUUAUCCAUCUGAUUUUGAUGGGCAUAUAGAUUUUCUUCGAGACUAUUUACUAUAUAAUGAAUUUUGUAACAGAUGUAAACAAAAUGUUCAAUAUUGAUUAAAAUAUUAAUUAAUAAUCACAUGCUGUAUAUUGUAUAUUAGGAAUGAAAUGAGUUAUGGGUAUCUGCUGUAGUAGUCUGCAAAACUACGACGGAACAGCUUUGCAUGUUAUGAACGGGUCCAUAACAAUGAUGUAUUAAACAAUACUUUGUUACAAUAUGGACUUUUUAUACAAUAUUUUGAGUUACUGGAUCAGUGAGAUCAUUGGACCUUUACUUGAGAAGCUUUUCAUACAGCUUCACAUUACAUUAACAGAAUCAUGCAGUUUAAAAUUGUACAUGCAGUUGUUGUACAGAAACCCAUGACUAAAACCGGUUAGUCACUGAAAUUAGCAAAUGUUAAUGCUUCAACAUUCUCAAUAAUAAAAAAAAAAAAGGUAAUCUUU
Messenger RNA from Gigantopelta aegis, 7202 nucleotides. Its product is annotated as phosphatidylinositol transfer protein alpha isoform-like. The transcript has 10 exons. Gene Ontology annotation, cellular component: cytoplasm. The coding region runs from base 75 to 920 and encodes 281 amino acids. Gene Ontology annotation, biological process: phospholipid transport. The record is from RefSeq and is a predicted model, not a curated record. Lineage: Eukaryota; Metazoa; Mollusca; Gastropoda; Neomphalida; Peltospiridae. Gene Ontology annotation, molecular function: phosphatidylcholine binding; phosphatidylcholine intramembrane carrier activity; phosphatidylinositol transfer activity.